This is a messenger RNA of Nilaparvata lugens (brown planthopper), 2166 nucleotides long. RefSeq names its product GPI mannosyltransferase 2 (gene PIG-V). Gene Ontology annotation, molecular function: alpha-1,6-mannosyltransferase activity; GPI mannosyltransferase activity. The coding region runs from base 356 to 1846 and encodes 496 amino acids. Gene Ontology annotation, cellular component: mannosyltransferase complex; endoplasmic reticulum membrane. The transcript has 3 exons. Gene Ontology annotation, biological process: GPI anchor biosynthetic process. NCBI's taxonomy places the organism in Eukaryota, Metazoa, Arthropoda, Insecta, Hemiptera, Delphacidae. The record is from RefSeq and is a predicted model, not a curated record.
GUCAAAAAGAUUAGGUUAGGAUUUAGUCUACUCUGUUAAAAUUCAUGUUUUUUCCUAUUUUAUUUUGAUGUAGACAAUCAAAUUGUAUUAUUAUGAUCAAUUGCACAGUUUAUGAGACAAAAUGCUAAUAAAGCUGUGUUAAACUUCUCAUACCUGAUAAGAAGCUAUUGUUGGUUCUGUCAUGCUCAUGAUGAUCAUAAAGUGAUUAACCACAGAAAAUAGUUUAUUGAACCAUUUUGAAUCAUGAAGUUAUAAGGAAAUAGGACUACCUAAAACUCUAAAAUCAGGGGACCUUCUAGUCACAUAUUUUUCGACACCAGAAUGGAACGCUUGUACAAUGUGAACCUGAUUUGAGAUGUAUUCACCAAGGGAGAAGAUAUUCUGGUUCUCUGUGUUCAGUAGGUGUACCCUACUGUGCAUAUCAUCAAUAUCCAACGCCUUACUACAAGACCAUAGAGCGGAAGGCGUUUUUCUAUCCUCCAUUCCAUGCGAUAGGAACUUGAAUAAACUGCCGAAGAACCAAUGUGACAUUAACCACAGUCCCCUUGACUAUUUCAUUCAUGUAUUUUUCGGAGGACUUGUCAGAUGGGACGCUCACUACUUCCUGCACAUUGCAAAAAAUGAUUAUUCCCAGGAAAAAAUGUUGGCAUUCUUCCCGUUUUAUCCAUUAAUCGUCCGAACAUUAGCUACAUUUCUAAAUAUUUUCUCAUCUACGUUCGUCACUUACGAAUCCCUAUUAAUCUUAACUUCAAUAGUAAUAAAUUUCAUGCUUUUUGUCAAAUCAGCACUGGUUUUAUACGAUUUGAGUUGUGCUGUUUUGAAAAACACUGAACUCUCAUACAAGGCUGCUAUACUUUAUUGUAUUAACCCUGCGAGCGUAUUUUUCAGUGCCCCGUAUUCAGAAACCUGUUAUGCGUUUUUAACAUUCUCAGCCAUGUUAUACUGUGUUGAGAAUAAACUGACAAUCUCAUCAGUUGUCAAUGGUUUAUCUUCAAUGACAAGAUCUAACGGUAUACUAAAUGUUGGGUUUGUGUUACACAAAUUGUUGAACAAUUUUAUCAUUCACUACUCAUCCAAAAGUAAAAGUUUUCUGAUAAGUGCCUCUGUAAUCAUAAAUAACAUACUGACCUGUUUGGGAUCACUUAUAGUAUCGAUUUUGCCGUUUUGCGCUUUCCAGCUAUUCAGCUAUGUGAAAUUUUGUCAUGAAAGUUUGUACAAAAAUGAUAGGCCUUGGUGUAACAGGACAAUUCCUCUAGCUUACAGCUAUGUGCAGGAUUAUUACUGGAAUGUGGGAUUCCUCAGAUAUUAUAGGAUAAAACAGAUACCAAAUUUCCUGCUUGCUUUGCCCCUAGUGUUCAUUAUUAUUAGAAACUCUAUCACAGAAUUUAGAAAGAACGGGUUUUAUUAUGAAAGGAUUAAAUCGCUGUUCUUGACAACCAAUGAACAUCAUCUAGUCUUCAAAGUUCAUGCACUAUGUUUGACAAUAUUUUGUGUUCUAUGUAUCCAUGUUCAAGUAACAACACGUAUGUUGUGCUCCUCUAGUCCAGUAUUGUAUUGGUAUUGUGCACAGUAUUUCAUUGAUGAUGACGACAAAAAGCUAGAUCAUAAAAUGAAACUGAGGGAGAAGUUAAGUUGCAAAGGGAUAUUGAGACCGAAUAUGUUCUCUGCAAAUAAUGAGUUUUCUCGAGUCGAUAGCAAAAGCAACAUGGUCAGUCGGUAUAGGGUAUUUCUAUUCGAUAAAAUUGAGGGGGAUAGAAGGAGAGUGUGUUCCUUAAUUAAGAUUUAUUUUGUGAGCUACUUCGUUAUUGGUACUAUAAUGUUCAGUAAUUUUUAUCCAUUCACUUGAAGGUCACAUUUUUGUGAAAUCAUUCCAUUUGGGUCGAAACAUAGAUAGAUAGACAAUUGCCUUUAUUAAUCACUCUUUGAAAUAUGACAAGUGAUGUGGGCAAAAUUGAGGCAAUAAGGCCCCCUCUUCCACUUAACUCACAUCGUGGAACGGUGAUGAGUGUAUCAACUGCAUGGACAAACUCUAUAGCCUACCAAAAUUUGUAAUUUUUGUACAGUAUAUUGCCAUUAGUGAUCCUAAUUUGUCUUGUUUCAAAUUAUGGUUUAAUUGUUACCAUUUUUAGUGGUACUUUGUAAGCUUUCGAAUAAAAUGUAAAGUAA